UUUAUUUUUUUUAUUAUGAAAAUCGCUCACCCGAAAAACUAACAAAAUUAAUCUAACCCCAAAAAAAGAAGUUAAAAACACAUUUGCUCCUUGAAUUUAUAUGCAUUCAACUCAACCCCCCUAAACUUUCGUUCUUUCCCUCCUAAACCCCUCCUCAAAACCCCCCACAUUCACAAUCUCUCUCCAAAAUUCCUCUCUUCCACAAGAAUGUCUUCAACAACCGAUCCAUCUCAAUCCUUCACACCAUACACCCUCAAACAAACCCUAAUACCCCACAAACGCGCUAUCUCCGCCGUCAAAUUCUCUUCCGACGGCCGUCUCCUUGCCUCCUCCUCCGCCGACAAAUCCGCCGUCGUCCACUCCCUCUCUUCCGACGACCCACCUUUAUCCGUCACCCAACACUUCAACGGCCACGAUCAAGGCAUCUCCGACGUUGCCUUCUCCUCCGACUCCCGCCUCCUUGCCACCGCCUCCGAUGACAAGUCUGUCAGACUCUGGGAUGUCACCACCGGUCAGAAUAUCAAAACCCUUCUGGGUCAUACCAACUACGUGUUUUGCCUCAAUUUUAACCCUCAAUCGAAUAUGCUUGUUUCUGGGUCUUUUGAUGAGACUGUUAGGGUUUGGGAUGUUAAGACUGGGAGGUGUUUGAAGGUUUUGCCUGCUCAUUCUGAUCCUGUUACUGCUGUUGAUACUAAUCGAGAAGGUUCCUUGAUCGUUUCCAGUAGUUACGAUGGAUUGUGUAGGGUUUGGGAUACUAAUACUGGCCAUUGUGUUAAGACUUUGAUUGAUGAUGAGAAUCCUCCGGUGUCGUUCGUUAAGUUUUCGCCGAACGGGAAGUUUAUUCUUGUGGGUACAUUGGAUAAUAAUCUGAGGCUGUGGAAUUUUCAGAAUGGAAAGUUUUUGAAGACAUACACAGGACAUGUAAAUUCAAAGUACUGCACUUCAGCAGCAUUUUCUACAACUAAUGGAAAGUACGUUGUUAGUGGUUCCGAGGAUAAUUGUGUUUACUUGUGGGAACUUCAGUCAAGAAAAAUUGUCCAAAAAUUAGAAGGUCAUACUGACACAGUCAUAUCAGUUGCUUGCCACCCUACUGAAAAUAUGAUUGCAUCUUGUGCCCUUGAGAAUGACAAGACUGUUAAGAUAUGGACACAAGGCCGAGGCUGAUUCUUUCUUUGCAGCGGAAGAUAACUGGCGUUACAUCACACUGGUGAGGAAGGUUUGAAGGCUGCUCGUAUUAGGCCGGAAUUUUAUUGAUUUCUUCUAGCUCUUCACAGGCUUUUGGAUGGCUGUAUGUAAUUGUAGCUUAGUGCUUAUAUCUAAUUGGACAUGGCGUGCCCAACUUCAGUGGUCAAUAUUUUUUUUCUCUGAAUAAUUUUCUUAUGUAUGAAACUAUGAACAAUAUAGGAGUAUUAUUUUGUAGAUAUUCUUGUUCGCUGUUUAGUGUGUUUUCCAUGUAUUCCAAAAGGACGAGGAACAGGUGUUCUUGGUUCAACUGUCAUUAUGGUUCCGACUUGAAAAUUAUGAUGCAAAUAAGAGAUGAAGCAUAGGAAUAAGUUCAUUUUGUA
Chenopodium quinoa (quinoa) is the source of this 1565-nucleotide messenger RNA. RefSeq names its product COMPASS-like H3K4 histone methylase component WDR5A. Lineage: Eukaryota; Viridiplantae; Streptophyta; Magnoliopsida; Caryophyllales; Amaranthaceae. The coding region runs from base 208 to 1164 and encodes 318 amino acids. The record is from RefSeq and is a predicted model, not a curated record. The transcript is spliced from 2 exons. Gene Ontology annotation, molecular function: protein binding.